AUGGCGCUCCAGCUCAACAAAGCCAUCUUCAACCCGACGCUGUACGCGCGCGUCCGCACCGUCUGGUUCCAGGAUCUCCCCGCCACCGCCCAAACGGCGCCCAUGAGCCACUACCAGCGCUGGUUCGGCCUCGGACCCGCCUCGGACCGCGCCUCCUUCGACUCCACAUGCCGCAGCCACUUCCUCGAAGCCCUCGACGCCAUCAGCCCCUCCAGCCUGCGUCUCUCUCCCCUCCCUUCCCCGGGCGGCCCCGUCACCCGGUCUACCGAGCGCAGCUUGGACUCAGCCCUCGCCCAGCCCUUCCUCGAGACCCUGUCGCCCGCGCCCACGAUGCCGCGCAACGUGUUCCGCGAGCCCGCCGAACAGGCCCUCGUCUACAACCACUAUGACCGCAUCGCCCGCUCCAUCGUGCACGCGCUUUUCCCCGACCCCCAGGUGGAGGCCGACGUCAAGGACCGCUCCGCCGUCGCCGCCAGUGCCGGGGCGGCUGUCCGCGAGUCCUUCCGCCCGGAUACGCACCCGGAGCUGGCCACGUCGCCCGCCUAUCGCACCUGGUUCUACCUGCCCCUCAUGCACUCGGAGCACCUCGGCGACCACGAGCACUACAUGAACCUCAUGCGCUCCUGCCGCGAUGAUGUCGUGGCCGCGGGCUGUGGCGAAGAGGUUCUCAAGGCCGUCGACAUGUCGCUCGAGUUUGAGGAGAAGCACCUUGUCAUCAUCAAGCGCUUCGGGCGAUAUCCCUACCGGAACGAAGUCCUGGGUCGGGAAACGACUGCGGAGGAGAAGGAGUACCUCGACAAUGGGGGUGACACGUUUGGUGCGGGCAAGAAGGAAUAG
Messenger RNA from Parascedosporium putredinis, 837 nucleotides. NCBI's taxonomy places the organism in Eukaryota, Fungi, Ascomycota, Sordariomycetes, Microascales, Microascaceae. The record is from the annotation of a GenBank genome assembly.